CUUGCAUGCAGAGACGCUUCCUCAGCAGAGUUUGUAAACAGAAGAAGCAUAGAAGCUAAACAUGAAGCCUUUCCCGUGCCAUUUCCCUGGCUGCGAUUCCAGCUAUCUACGUAAGGAACACUUGCAGCGUCACCUUGUCCAGCAUACAGCAGACACCCCGAAGACCCCAUGUCCAUUCUGUGACCGUGCCUUUGCCAGACAUGAUACAAUGCGCCGCCAUACACGGCAGGCCCAUAAAGCUGAAGCCAAACGGCUUUGCGACGUGCGCACUGAGCGGACAUGCAGAGCAUGUCAAGUAGCCAAUUCAAGCUGUGAAGGUCGAAACCCGUGUCGGCGCUGUCUCCGCGAAAGUCUUUGUUGUUCGUUCUCGAAUGAUCGAGCCAGUCGCACGGUUGAUAAUACCAGUUCGAUCCUCCAGUACACACAGCGCUAUUUCCAGAAUUUUCAUCCGCAGUGGCCAUUGCUACACCUGGGCACAUACAGUAUCCGGGAUGAACCAUCGCUUCUUCUGUAUUCUGUGGUGGCCAUUGGCCUUUGGACUGAAGGAACAAUUUCCUCUCGGGCGACUGCGUUGGCUCUUCAUGACACUAUUGGGAAUUCUAUCUAUCAGCAAAAGAGCCAGUGGGACAGCACAUUAAUACACAAAGAUCAAAAGGAUCAUACUGCUUCUGCAUGGCCCAUCGCAACAUACCAAGGGAUUCUGCUAUACCUCAUCCUCUCCCUGCUGAAGUCCCGUCGGCCCCGCCAGUCACGUCAGUGUUCACUCAGCCAGUCAGACUAUGAUAUUCUUGCUGCACUGGUGCGAACCUGUCGCAGGCACAAUCUCUUCUUUUACCCCAGGAUGAUCGGACGGUACCACGGGAUAAACUCGAUGGCAUGUAUAUGGGUGGGUGUGGAAGAGAUCAAACGGCUUGGGAUCGCUCUUUACAGGGUAUGCAAACUGUGCAGUAACAGCAACAACAGUGACGUUGAUGGAGGCAACUAUCUCAAAUCCGAUUUCCUGACUCUGUCUGACUUGCAAUUCCCCAUGCCAGACAGCAACGAGCUUUGGAACGCAGAAUCCAACAUGGUUCUUUCCAGACGACUGGCCGAGGUAGAACCCAGUACGACGCUGGAUGGUCGACUGGAGGAGAAUUGGAUCUUGAACCUUGGAGAUGUGCCUUUUGAAUGCUUUAUGAUUUAAUGCAGCAAUUCUUAUGUUUAUUAUUACGAUUAUUUUCUUUUCUUU
Messenger RNA from Aspergillus ruber CBS 135680, 1228 nucleotides. RefSeq lists its product as uncharacterized. The coding region runs from base 62 to 1183 and encodes 373 amino acids. The transcript has 3 exons. Gene Ontology annotation, cellular component: chromatin. Lineage: Eukaryota; Fungi; Ascomycota; Eurotiomycetes; Eurotiales; Aspergillaceae. Gene Ontology annotation, biological process: DNA-templated transcription; regulation of transcription by RNA polymerase II. Gene Ontology annotation, molecular function: zinc ion binding; RNA polymerase II cis-regulatory region sequence-specific DNA binding; DNA-binding transcription factor activity, RNA polymerase II-specific. The record is from RefSeq and is a predicted model, not a curated record.